Humulus lupulus (European hop) is the source of this 3402-nucleotide messenger RNA. RefSeq lists its product as uncharacterized. The transcript has 5 exons. NCBI's taxonomy places the organism in Eukaryota, Viridiplantae, Streptophyta, Magnoliopsida, Rosales, Cannabaceae. Bases 1 to 3402 code for a protein of 1133 amino acids. Gene Ontology annotation, biological process: DNA integration. Gene Ontology annotation, molecular function: nucleic acid binding. The record is from RefSeq and is a predicted model, not a curated record.
AUGAAUAACAUGCCCAUGGAAGAAGUCCAAGCAAUAGGAAAUUACCAAAGGCAACCUAAUAAUCCCCAUUCCAUGACCUACACCCCAGCUUGGAAGAACCAUCCAAAUUUUUCCUGGUCUAACAAUCAAAACACUCUCCAACCUUAUCCUCCACCUCAGCCACCAAAUCAACCUACCAUAAAUAGGCCACCUUAUCCACAGCAAUAUGCACACCAAAAUCCUCCACCUGGCUAUUAUCAACCACAAAAUAGACCACCUCCUCAAAUGUCAAUGAAACCAGCUGAAACCCAACCUGAUGUACUUAACCAAUUCAUGACUGAAACUAGGGCAUCCAUAAGAAGGCUAAAGAAGAGUCAGUCAGAAGAAGAAGAGAAGAAGUUGGAUGAUAAAAAGGUUACUGAAGACCUUAAGGAAGAAGAGGAGACCCCACCUGUAAAUAUUGAGCAUCAUGUUAGAGUUCCAUAUCCACAAAGACUUCGCAAGCAUAAUUUGGAUAAGCAGUUUGCAAAGUUUUUAGAGGUGUUCAAGAAGCUACAUAUAAAUAUACCAUUCGCAGAAGCAUUAGAACAUAUUCCUAGCUAUGUAAAGUUUAUGAAGGAGAUUAUCUCUAAUAAGAGAAAGAUGGGCGAUUAUGAAACAGUGGCGUUAACAGAAGAAUCAACUGGGCAAGCAUUGAUAGAUGUGCAAAAGGGAGAGUUGAAGCUGAGAGUUCAAGGGGAGGAAGUAGUAUUUAACGUGUUUAAGGCUAUGACUUAUCCUAAAGCAAGUGAUAGUUGUUUCUCAGUUGAUGUGGUCGAAGAAGUAGUAGAAAGAAAAAAAUUAAGUGAGGAUCCUCUUGAGUUGAGUCUUACAGUUGAUGAUGUAGAUGGUGAGGAAAAUGAAGUAGUGAUGGGUUAUUUAAAGUGGAUAAAAUCAGCUGAGCCAUGGAAGCAUAAGAAAUUUGAAGAAUUGGGUACAGGACUAGACAGACCAUUACCAUCGAUUUUGAAGCCACCUGUGUUAGAAUUGAAAGUUUUACCAGACCAUCUCCGUUAUGCUUAUCUUGGGGAAAAAGAGACUCUUCCAGUUAUAGUUUCAUCAUUUCUUUCGGAAGUAGAGGAGGAGAAGUUUUUGAGGGUGUUACGAGCUCAUAAAACUACUAUAGGAUGGACUCUGGCUGAUAUAAGAGGAAUUAGCCCAUCAACAGUUAUGCAAAGAAUUCUUAUGGAAGAUAAGGCGAAACCGACUAUUGAUGCUCAAAGAAGACUUAAUCCAACAAUGAAGGAAGUGGUGAGGAAAGAGAUUUUGAAGUGGUUGGAUGUUGGAGUGAUUUACCCUAUUUCUGAUAGUGCUUGGGUAAGUCCAAUGCAAGUAGUACCGAAAAAGGGGGGUAUGACGGUGGUGAAGAAUGAAAGCAAUGAACUGAUUCCAACUAGGACUGUGACGGGUUGGAGAAUAUGUAUUGAUUAUCAUAAGUUGAAUAAGGCAACGAGGAAAGAUCAUUUUCCUUUGCCUUUUAUUGAUCAUAUGUUGGAUAGGUUGGCGGGGCAUAACUACUAUUGUUUUUUAGACGGGUACUCAAGCUAUCACCAGAUCGUAAUUGCACCGGAGGAUCAAGAAAAGACAACGUUUACAUGUCCUUAUGGGACUUUUACUUUUCGAAGGAUUCCAUUCGGGUUAUGUAAUGCACCAGCCAUGUGUCAAUGGUGUAUGAUGGCAAUAUUCUCUGACAUGGUUGAAAAGUGGAUUGAAAUCUUUAUGGAUGAUUUUUCGGUGUAUGGGUCCUCUUUUGACACGUGUUUGACUAAUUUGGAGAUGGUGUUGAGAAGGUGUGAGGAGUCGCAUUUGGUGCUUAAUUGGGAAAAGUGCCACUUUAUGGUUAAUGAAGGAAUUGUAUUGGGGCACAAAAUUUCUAAGAAAGGAAUUGAAGUGGAUUGGGCCAAGAUUUCUACUAUAGAGAAUUUGCCACCUCCAAUUGCAGUUAAGGGAGUGAGGAGUUUCUUGGGCCAUGCAGGGUUUUAUCGGAGAUUUAUUAAAGACUUCUCUAAGAUCUCAAAGUCGCUGUCUACCUUGUUAAUGAACGGGGUUCCUUUUGAUUUUAAUGACGAGUGUUUGAUUGCUUUCAAGACUCUCAAGGAGAAGCUCAUUUCAGCGCCGAUAGUGUGUACACCUAAUUGGGACCUUCCGUUUGAGCUUAUGUGCGACACUAGUGAUUAUGUGGUUGGAGCAGUUCUUGGGCAGCGAGUGGAUAAGGUAUUUCGAACUGUAUACUAUGCUAGUCGAACUUUGAAUGAUGCUCAACUAAAUUAUGCAACAAUAGAAAAAGAAAUUCUAGCCAUAGUUUAUGCUUUCGAAAAGUUCCGUCCAUAUUUGAUUAGAAAUAAGGUGGUUGUCUAUACGGAUCAUUCAGCAAUAAAGUAUCUUAUGACUAAGAAAGACUCCAAGCCUCGUCUUAUUCGGUGGAUUUUGUUAUUACAAGAAUUUGAUGUGGAAAUUAAGGAUAAGAAAGGUACUGAGAAUUUGGUGGCUGAUCAUUUGUCUCGUUUAGAGGUUGAGGAAAAUUCUCUUAAUAAAGAUGUUCAGAUUAAUGAUGCUUUUCCGGAUGAGCAGUUGUUUGAAGUGAAUGUUUGCGAGGUUCCAUGGUUUGCAGAUUACGUUAAUUAUUUGGCUGCUAAGGUUAUACCUCCUGAGAUGACAAGAUGUGUGCCCGAAGAGGAGAUGUUGUCAAUCUUAACUCACUGUCAUAGUUUGCAUUGUGGCAAUCAUUUUUGCGGAACAAGAACAGCAGCGAAGGUUUUACAAAGUGGGUUUUACUGGCCUACAUUAUUUAAGGAUGCUAAUGAUUUUGUCAAAAGUUGUGAUCGUUGUCAACGAACUAGGAAUAUAUCAAGAAGAGAUCAAAUGUCGAUGACUACGGAUUAUGUUUCUAAAUGGGUAGAAGUCGCAGCCACUCCUACUUGUGAUGGGAAGGAAGUUAUUAAAUUCCUUCAUAAAAAUAUCUUUACUCGAUUUGGUACUCCAAGAGCUAUUAUUAGUGAUCGGGGAAGUCAUUUUUGCAAUAAGUGGUUCGCUGCUCUUUGUACUCGCUAUGGUGUUCGUCAUCGAAAGGCGUUAUUCUAUCACCCAAUUGCAAAUGGCCAAGCUAAAGUAUCAAAUAGGGAAAUAAAAGGUAUUUUGGAAAAGACAGUAAAUACUUCAAGGAAGGAUUGGUUGAAAAAGCUCGAUGAUUCACUUUGGGCUUAUCGCACGGCAUUUAAAACUCUGAUUGGUAUGUCACCAUAUCGAUUGGUGUUUGGUAAGGCUUGUCAUCUACCGGUGGAACUGGAGCAUAGAGCUUAUUGGGCUGUGAAAAAGUUAAAUGUUGAUCUCUUCAUGGCGAGGCAGAAUAGGCUUAUGGAGUUAAAUGAGCUUGAGGAAUUUUGA